AUGAAGGCAUUUCUUGCACGAGAUAGAGUUGCCGAGUCGGCGUCUACGUCCGAUGACGAGACCGUAGUCGCCGUCCAAGAUGGGGUCCGGUUGAACGCCGCAGGCCACAGGGAUCAAUUGAAUCGUCAAUAUGGAUUCUUUGGAUUGGCAAGCAUGGCUCUGACAGUGGACAACGCCUGGGUCGCCUUGGGAUCGUCCAUCUCUGUGUCAAUUCUCAACGGUGGCCCACCCGGCAUCAUUUACGGCCUCCUUGUCGCCGUCUUUUACUACUCCCUCAUCGGCUUGAGUUUAUCAGAGCUCGCUUCAUCAGUCCCCACUGCGGGCGGCGUCUACCACUGGGCCACCAUCGCCGGAGGCCCUCGCUGGGGCCGAGUCCUUGGCUUCUUCACCGGCUGGAUCAACUUCUACGGCUGGCUGUUCUCGCUCGCAGCCCUGCUGCAGAUCUCGAGCAAUGUCGCCGUGAGCAUGUACGCCGUUUGGAACUGGGAUACCUACGUCAGCCGGCCCUUCCACGUCUUCAUCGGAUACCUCAUCAUCCUCUGGGGGUGCGCGGGCUUCAUUGUCUUUGCCAACAAGUAUGCUCCGUACACUCAGCAAGCCGGAACAAUUUUUGUAUUGGUAGGUGGCGUCGUCACCAUUAUCGUUCUGGCGGCGAUGCCGAAGCAACACGCGAGCAAUCACUUCGUUUGGGGCUCUUUCGAUGAGAACAACACCACAGGGUGGUCAGGGGGUGUUGCUUUCCUUCUAGGUGUCCUCAACGGCGCUUUCACGAUUGGAACUCCUGACUCGGUCACGCACAUGGCUGAGGAGAUGCCGCAUCCCAAAAAGGACCUCCCAAAGGCAAUCUUAUUGCAGAUAUCCCUGGGCUUCGUCUAUGCCUUCUGCUUCGCCGUCGCGCUGUCAUACGCCAUCACGGACAUUACGGCUCUCCAAGGCGGUUUCAACUCUUUUCCGCUGACCAACAUUUACGUGCAAGCCACUACGAACAGCAAUGGAAUCCGGAGCCCAGGCGCAGCGUUUGGCCUCCUGUUCAUCAUGUUGGGCUGUUUCGCGUACCUACUGGGCGCUUGCACGCGAUAA
Colletotrichum fioriniae is the source of this 1080-nucleotide messenger RNA. The record is from RefSeq and is a predicted model, not a curated record. NCBI's taxonomy places the organism in Eukaryota, Fungi, Ascomycota, Sordariomycetes, Glomerellales, Glomerellaceae.